Messenger RNA from Ilex paraguariensis (yerba mate), 2405 nucleotides. The record is from the annotation of a GenBank genome assembly. Lineage: Eukaryota; Viridiplantae; Streptophyta; Magnoliopsida; Aquifoliales; Aquifoliaceae.
UCCCCUCUCUCUCUCUCUCUCUCUCUCUCCCCCUUCCCUUUAGAGUUUAGAGUGGUCACCAAGACAUGAAACGUCAUUGCUGAUCCCAGAAUUUUCUCACGAAAAACGAAAAUAAACAAAUCGUCUGAUUAUUGUGGUAUACCCUCGCUCUAUCUAUCAAUCCAACAUGUCAACCGCAACCAAUUAAAAUUGGUGUGGUGAUUCAGUGUCGUCAUCUCGGAUAUAGUACUAGUGAUCAUGUUUCGGUGCUACUCUCCAGGUAGUGUAGUUCCGAUUUCUUAUGUUCCUUUCUAUCUCUAGCUUUCAUGUUUAGGUUUGUUUAUUGAUGCCCUCCCAACCAAAUUAUUCGAUAUUUCUGGUUAUAUGAUUGUAAUAAUCGAAGAAUUCAAUUAAUUUCCAUGUAAUUGAACAACUGCAAGAAUUCUGAUUAGACUAGACUUGUUGAAAAAACCUAGUCCUUCCCUUCCAACUUGACUUUAUUGUCUCAUUGACAGCUUGAUUUAUGACGUUUUUUUUUUCUUUAUUCUAGUGACAAUCUCACAAGAACAUCAUGUUACUUUCCCGUUGUUGUGCAAUUUUAGCUGAGAUUUGACUGUUGCAUGCUUCUUCCAAGUACUAGUACGAAGGAUAUAAGGCAAGAGUUAAGCGAGGAAAGGCAGUUCACAGUUGAGCAAAACCCUUGCAAGUAGAAAAGGAUAUAUCUUAUUGCUGCCUGUUUCUGAUGUAGCUUCUGUGCCUUCGUGCAUAUCCUUCUUGAUGACGUAAUAUGUCAGUUAUUUCUAGGUCUCAGCUAUUUUCCUGCCAAAUCUAUAUCAAAGGUUUUUCUCUUUCUUUUUUUGAUAGGAAAGUCUAUAUCAAAGUGUAGGACUUAAGAUCGACAUUCAGUCUCUGCUUGCAAGUUUGGCUCAGAUUUUUCCCAAUCCAUAUGGAUCUCAAUGAUCUUAACAAGGUCUGGGAAAUCAAGCCUCUCAAGAAAGUUCGAGAAGAUGAGGCAAGGGAAAUUCUUGAAAAUGUUGCAAGACAGGUGCAACCCAUCAUGCGCAAGCGUAAAUGGAAAGUCAAGGUCCUUUCUGAAUUUUGCCCUUCCAAUCCUGCUCUUCUGGGGCUGAACAUAGGAGGAGGUGAAGAGGUUAAGCUUAGACUGCGGAGGCCAAACAAUGAAUGGGAUUUCUUCCCUUACAACCAAGUUCUUGAUACUAUGCUUCAUGAGCUCUGCCACAAUGAACAUGGCCCUCACAAUGCUGAUUUCUACAAUCUUUUGGAUGAAAUCAGAAAGGAAUGUGAGGAUCUAUUGGCUAAAGGGAUUACCGGCACUGGGCAAGGAUUUGAUCUUCCUGGGAGACGAUUGGGUGGGUUUUCCCGUCAACCUCCUUUGUCAUCUCUGCGCCAGAAUGCCCUAGCUGCUGCACAAAAUAGAGCACGGCAUGGAGUUUUGUUGCCAUCUGGGCCCAAGCGUAUUGGUGGUGAUUGCAGCAUUAUGGUUGCACUGAGCCCGAUUCAAGCUGCUGCUAUGGCAGCGGAAAGGAGAUUGCAUGAUGAUGUAUGGUGUGGUUCCAAAUCUUUGGAUAAUGAAGGAUCUUCUGAAAGCUCCAACGCAUCUGGAGUGUUGGAGGACAGAUCUAUGCAAACUUCAGCUCAAGUACCCAUUCGUAGCCAGGGAGCAGAUGAUGUCCAAGCGAUGUGGCAUUGUGGUACCUGUACAUUAUUAAACCGGCCACUGGUGCUCAUAUGCAAAGCUUGCGGAUCUCCAAAGAAUGAAGGCAAUGGAGUUAAGAAGUUGAAGGUCUGGUCUUGCAAAUUCUGUACCCUAGAUAACAGUGUUGAAGUUGAGAGAUGCUUAGCGUGUGGGGAAUGGAGAUACUCAUAUGGUCCACCAAUCUUUACCCCUGGACCCUAUCUUGGCACCUGAGGCAGGACAAUUUAAAAAAAGAAACUGUUUCCUUAUGCCAGGUUAGACAGAAUGACCUCUCUUAUGCAAACGCUAUCAUCUAAGUUUGAAAUCAUAUUUGCAUGAGCUGACCUCAAUAUGUAUCAUUGGAAUGGUGAUAUUAGCCAAUGGGUGACUGCUUUUUGGUGCUGCAGAGUUUGUCUGAUAGUGGUGAAGCUCUUGAGCAUAACCAUUUAAUUGUAUAUGCUUAUACAUACAUACUUACAUACAUGUAUAUGUGGGUACUAUAACGUUGUUUAUUGUUAAAUGCUUUGUUGCAGUUUUGCUUAACUGAGUUGGCAUAAUCCCCUCAUUGUUUUUAAUAAAUUCUGCCUCUUUUAAGUAAGCACUGAGGAGGCACAAAGUAUUAUAAAACAUGAGGUGAAUGUGUGGAUCAAGGGAAAACGAAAAAAGAUGCAACACCUUUGCUACCCGGGAGUUUCUAAAGUUCAGUUUUAAAAUUUGUCUUAAGGUGAUA